Molecule: messenger RNA, 2143 nt
Organism: Nothoprocta perdicaria
Lineage: Eukaryota; Metazoa; Chordata; Aves; Tinamiformes; Tinamidae
Gene: ELN
Product: elastin
Exons: 31
Coding region: 1-2073 (690 amino acids)
Molecular function (GO): extracellular matrix structural constituent
Source: RefSeq, a predicted model, not a curated record
AUGGACUCGCUGGGCUUGUUGCUGCUGCGGUCCCUGGCCCGCUGGGGUGGUCCUCAGCUCCUGCAUAGGCAGCCAGAAGCCCUGGCCUCCCAGAAGGAGGCAGCUCUGGUGCCGCAGAGCCACGUGCCGCUCUUUGGCAUCCUUGCGGGGUCCCUGGUGCUAUCCCUGGAGGAGGGGUCCCAGGAGGAGGCUUUUUCCCAGGUGCUGGGGUUGGAGGCUUGGGAGCAGGGCUCGGGGCUGCGGGGAAGCCUCUCAAAGCAGGGGUCGGAGGCCUCGGGGGAGUCGGCGGGCUUGGCCUGCAGCCAGGUGCUGCAGGCCUCUUCCCGGGAGGCGUCUUCCCUGGUGGUGCCUUCCCUGGUGCUGCAUCUGCAGCUGCCCUUAAAGCUGCUGCAAAAGCUGGUGCUGGACUUGGUGGUGUCGGUGGCAUUGGUGGCUUGGGUGGAGUCGGUGGUCCUGGUGGCCUCGGGGUCUCCACAGCCUGGGGCUGGCGCAGCAGGGAAGCCCCCCAAGGUACCAGGUGCUGGGAUUCCCGGAGCGUUCCCGGGCGGCGUGCUCCCCGGAGCAGGUGUCCGCUUCCCCGGCGUCGGGGUGCUGCCCGGAGUACCCACUGGUGCUGGAGUCAAGCCAAAAGCCCCAGGCGUGGGAGGAGCCUUUGCAGGAAUCCCUGGACUGGGAGGCUUUGGAGGCCAGCAGCCCGGUGUCCCUCUGGGGUAUCCCAUCAAAGCUCCUAAGCUCCCAGGUGGCUAUGGAUUGCCCUACAGCACUGGUAAGCUGCCCUAUGGGCUUGGGCCUGGCGGGGUAGGAGUGGGACUCGGCGCAGCAGGAAAGGCAGGAUUCCCCACCGGGACAGGAGCCGGUGUCCUGCCCGGGGCUGGCGGCAUCCCAGGGGUCGGCGGCUUGGUGCCCGGCGUUGGAGGCAUUCCGGGCGUUGGAGGCAUCCCGGGYUUGGAGGGCCGGCAGCGGCAGCUGCAGCGGCGAAGGCAGCAGCGAAAGCAGGAGCGUACGGAGUCGGGACGCCGGCAGGAGCAGCAGCAGCGGCAAAGGCAGCUAAGUUUGGAGCUGGUGCUGGUGUUCCUGGUGCAGUUCCUGGCGUGCCCGGUGUUCCCGGCGUGCCCGGCGUUCCCGGUGUUCCUGGUGUUCCUGGUGUUCCCGGUGUGCCCGGUGUGCCCGGUGUUCCCGGUGUUCCUGGCGUACCCGGCGUGCCCGGCGUGGCCGGGGUUCCUGGAGUGGUGCCUGGCGUCGCUGGUGUCCCGGGAGGUGAGAGUCGGAGUCCCAGGCGCAGCAGCCGCUGCUGCCAAAGCAGCCGCCAAAGCAGCCAAGUAUGGAGUAGGUGGCCUUGCUCCCGGUGUUGGUGGCCUUGCUCCAGGCGUGGGUGGCCUGGCUCCUGGUGUUGGUGGCCUGGCUCCUGGCGUUGGUGGCCUGGCUCCCGGUGUCGGUGGCCUGGCUCCUGGCGUGGGUGGCCUGGUCCCUGGUGUUGGUGCCAUCCCAGGGGUCGGAGCUCCAUCCGCAGCGGCCAAAGCAGCAGCUAAGGCAGCCAAAUUCGGUGCUGGGGUCGGAGGGGUGCCGGGYGCUGUGCCCGGCGCUGCUGGAGUGCCAGGAGUGACGCCCGGCGUCGGUGCUGUGCCAGGCUUGGUGCCGGGUGUGGGAGUGCCCGGUACUGGCAUUCUCCCUGGAGCAGGCAUCCCCCAAGUAGGGGUGCAGCCCGGUGCUAAGCCUCCCAAAUUCGGAGUUCCCGGUGUCGGUGUCCCAGGGGUUGGUGGCCUCCCAGGUGCUCUUGGAGUCGGUGGCCUUGGAGUUGGUGGCCUUGGACCUGGUGGGCUUGGUGCUGGACUCUUGUACCCCGGGGCCGCCGGCAAACCUCCCAAAGCGGGUUUCGGUGCUGCUGGGGGGCUGCAGCCAGGGGCUGGAGUGCCCGGCUUUGGCGUCUCGCCGAUAUUUCCAGGUGGGGUCGCCGGCCAGCUGGGAUUUGGCGGAAAGCCCCCCAAGACCUAUGGAGGGGCCCUGGGCGCCUUGGGAUUUAGAGGCGGCGUGGGCUGCGCGCAAGGCAAGUACUGCGGCAGGAAGAGGAAGUAGCCGGGCACGGCUGCCAUUCACCUCAUGAACUUUGGUGCUACUGCAUGGUAUAGAAUGUAAAUCGAGGCAA